Aspergillus piperis CBS 112811 is the source of this 2002-nucleotide messenger RNA. RefSeq names its product protein ergS (gene ergS). Gene Ontology annotation, molecular function: aminoacyltransferase activity. The transcript has a single exon. NCBI's taxonomy places the organism in Eukaryota, Fungi, Ascomycota, Eurotiomycetes, Eurotiales, Aspergillaceae. Gene Ontology annotation, biological process: phospholipid homeostasis. The record is from RefSeq and is a predicted model, not a curated record. The coding region runs from base 404 to 1837 and encodes 477 amino acids.
GAAGUCGGUGAUAGCAGACGGAAGGUUGGUACAAAUUAUUCUGAGUCCAUUGUCGUCAACGGCGAUUCCCACACGAUGAAACCAAUCUUCUUAAGUACGAGCCAUUAGGCUUCCUCAUAACGGCGAUUCCCGUGUGAUUACUGUCCCUGGCCCCCACAGGCAGGGUUUCGCGCCGAUCAAUAGCUUCGGGCAGUUCAGCGUCUCGCUCACACGCUGCGCCCAAUGGCUGUGCUGACGGCAGCCUAGAGGGUCUCCUCUUUGUCCGAUUUCUCCUAUAUGUCCUGAGUACAAUUGCACUUCUUCUGCUUGCUCUCUUCUGUUUCUACUUUUUCUAUCUGUAUAUGUAUCUGAAAACCUCUACUGCACCAUAUCAAUCAUACAUACUUCAUAUGAACACUCCAACAUGACCUCUUCCACCACCCGCAAACAGAAGAAACCCCAGCAGUCCAACCGCAAGGUGCUGCUGGCCGACACCAUCGGACAGACGCUGUACGAGCGUCUCCUACACGCCCGACUCGACUGUCCCAUCGCUCACUGGGCGCCUGUGCACCAUCCUCUGGCUCCUCAGCCCUCAUCCACCAUCAACUGCAACCUCAGCAUCAACAGCACCAGCACCAGCACCCUCACCACCUCCCCAUCAGCCUCCACCUCCGACAUCAAAAGCAUCCCCUCCAGCCGCACCAGCCAUGACUCACUCCACAAACCCUCAUCAUCAUCCUCAUCUCUCCCACCCCUCCCUUCCAACCGCAUCAUCACCCUCGGCGGACCCUGCACCAACCUCACCACCCUCACCACCAUCACCCACUUAGCCGCCAAAUACAGCCAAGUCUCGCACAUGUCCCUGCUCGACCCAAGCUACACUGUCUUCCUCAACACCACGCACACCGCCGCGCUCUGCUUCAAAGUCGUACACCAAACAGCCAUAGUUGCCGGCGACCCCAUCAGCUCGGAAGAGAACAUCCCAUCUCUCCUCUCCGAAUUCAAAACCUACCGCAAAUCCCACCUCCUCGGCAUGGCCUUCCUCGGCGCCAGCCCACGUCUCACACACUACGCCCAAAGCCAAAGUCAAACCCAGACCACUACAAAAAACAACUGGACAAUGCUCCACUUCGGGACCUCACGCGUCCUCAACCCCACCACCAACGCCCUCCUCAACGAAACAACCGGAAAGCGUCUCAUUUUACAAAACAAACAACUCCUCAACCCAAAUAAAGGCGGGAUAACCCUCGACAUAUACAUUCCCGGCAGCAAUCCCACAUUAGAAAAAGACCUCCAAGAGAUAUACACAACCUGGCGCACCACCCGCAACACCUCAUCCACUCCCCAAGCCUUCAUAACAGAAUACACUUCCCCCUUCUCAUCGACUCUCCUCCCCUCCCUCAUGACCUACAUCUAUGCCAAGGAUAAAAACGGUGUGCCGCUAGCUUUCGCAGGCCUGCGCUACUGCGGCGCUAACAAUGGAUACCAUAUCGAUCCGUGCGUUGCGCUACCGACGGCUCCCAAGGGGCUGACAGAUCUGUUGAUGUUUGCUGCGAUGGCGCUGUGUCGGCAUGCCGGGGUGGGGUAUUUGAGUGUGGGCUUUGAGCCAUUAGAGGAGUUGGGUGAGGUCAGGGGGCUGAGGGGCCCGUUGGAGCAUUUGGCGAGAGGGGCGUAUCGGUUUGCGUUUAAGCGGUUGCCGUCCAUUCAGGGGAAGAAAGCGUAUUAUGAUAAGUGGAGGACGGAGGAGGGUUUGGAGGAAAGGUUGUAUUUGGUGUUGACGGGGGCGGGAGGUGGACUGGGGGUCGUGGCGGUGACGCAUGUUGCGAAUGUGAGGAUUAGGAGGGUGGUUUGGGGGUAGGAAGUUCUACUAAAAGGGAAGAGGGUGUAAGUAAGUAUGCUUUAGGGUUAUUUUGUCUUCUUUGGUGUAUAUUUGGAUGUGUGUAUGAUAUGGUCUGGUAAAUGGGGGUUUUCAUAGUAUUUUAGUAGCAUAUGAGUUUAAUUGAGCAUAUGAUUUGUCUUCUGG